GUGUUAAGUAAAAAAAAAAAAAAAAAAAAAAAAUAAAAAAAAUAAAAAAAUAAAAGUUUUGAAUUUCAUAUAUAAUAUUUAUAAAUAUUUCGCAGUAAUGACGCGACAUUUAUGUUAAUUUAAUUUUAAAUGCUUGAUAUUAGUAAAGUUUCACUAAAAUAUAUCGGUAAUGUUGGUAUCAUUGCAUAAGCACCAUCGGACUGCACGUCGUACUUGUUCUUAUUAACGCCGAAUAUCUUAAAGGGUCAAACGGUUUGUUUUAAUUUCAGAAGAAUAUCAUUAUAUUUAAAAUAAUAUGUAAACGAUGAAAAUGAUAUGAACGUUUUAUUCAUUCGAAGAAAGAAUUAUCAUCUCGUGACACAUAAUACAUUCAUAAUAAAAAGUAACCGAGAGUGAAUAGAACAGACAAUUUUGAAGGAGAUUUAUUCAUUAAAUUGUUGUAAAGUUAAUGGGAAAAAAAAGAAGAAAAAAAAGAAGAAAAAAAAAAAAAAAAGAACAAAAAUAAAAAGAAAACAGUUCUUUUGAAUAUGUGUAUUAAUGUAACGAAUUUGAUGUCGAUAGACGCAAUUAUAACAUCUAAAUUAAAUUAAAGGAAAGUAUAAUAUUUGUAAAAAUUGCGUAUUUCCGUGAAUCAAAGAUGAUGGAUGUCGACAAAAUUGCCUUGUUUGCCGGUAUGGGACUUGCUGUAGCAGUUGGAGCAUUUGUAUUAUGGGGUCCAUCUCCUAAACCUAGAAGAAGAGGUAAAGUGGUUGGCAUUAGUAAUCUAGGAUAUACUUGCUUUUUAAAUUCCUUGUUACAAGCAUUAGCUGCUUGUCCGACUUUAAUCACAUGGCUUCAAAGGCAACGAGAGAAGAACGAAAAGUGCAAUUUUACCACUGCUUUGCUUUCAGUUUUUGAAAAAAUCAAUGGUCAUACCGAUGACUUGUAUGGAGAUGUAACACCUAUUGAGAUAAUAACUACCCUUGGUUCACAAUGGAGCUUUGCUCCUGGUUAUCAAGAUGCUCAUGAAUUAUUUCACAUACUUCUAAAUGCAUUACAGUCAGAAAUUCAACCCAUUAACAGACGAGGUUGUCUGUCAGAUGCAUUACCUAGAAAUCCUUUAGUUGUGGUAGAUCUCAAGGGUUCAGGAGAACCAAUAGGUCUUCGAAGUGUAUCAUGCAAUGAUAUAGUAUCAGCUGAAAGAAAUCCUAAUUCUAUGCAUGGAUUUGAUACAAAUUGUAACAAUCAUAUGACAAUAUCUACACCUUCUAUAUCAUCUCAUAUACCUUCAGAAUAUAAGCCUGGUAAAAUCCUGGAUAGAUCUUCAGAAAUGUUAUCACAGCAUAAGAGAUAUGACGCAGAAAAUGAUGAGCCAAUAUGGAAUUAUCUAUGUGAAGUAUCUUUAAUUAAUAUGCCACCUAUAUGGAAUGAAGUACAUCCAUUUUCUGGAUUAUUAACUAGUCAAUUACAAUGUAUUAAUUGCAAUUGGAAGUCCCCCGUACGUUAUGAUAAACUUGAAAGUAUUUCAUUGCCGUUACCUGCUCUCGGUUCAGUUCUUCAAUGGAAACAACAUACUCUUAUUGAAUUAUUUUCACGUUUUGUGAGCAGUGAAAUUGUUCAUGAUGUAGAAUGUGAUGGUUGUGCAUCUCGUUGUGAUGCCGUUAAAACUCUUACUCUUGGAAAAUUACCUAAAUGCUUAUGUAUACAUAUACCAAGAACUACAUGGAGCUCAUCUGGGAUGCCAAUUAAGAGAGAUGAUCCUGUUGUUUUUUCUGAUACAUUAGUAUUAGAUCCAUUUACUUUUAUAGAAGCAAAGAAAAGACUUGCAAAAGGAGAUGCACAAGCAAUGUUGCUUCUUACAAAUCAACGAUCAACCUAUGGUAAACACAAGUAUCAACUUCAAGCUGUUGUAGAACAUCGUGGACCUGUAGAUGCUGGUCAUUUUGUAUGUUAUAGACGGGGAACUAGACCUGAUCGAUGGCUUUAUACAUCGGAUUCAACUGUCGAAAAUACAUCUUUGACAGAUGUACUUUGUGCCAGUCCUUAUCUUCUUUUUUAUGAACGAAUUCAUGAAUUGCAUGCAUAGUUAGGAACAAAUUAAAUCUGAGGUUGUUAAUGAAUUUAUGGUGAUUCUUAUUCGAAUUUUCAUAUAAUCAUUCCUCUAGUAAAUUCAUUCAUUUUUGGGUCCAGUAUAAUCAUAGGAAUGAAAUCAUUGUUAAGAAAUCCUUUAAUUUUUUAAAGGUAUAAGUUGAAUCACCAUUGUGCCAUAAUUCUUAUUAGAAUCAACUUAUUAUCUUUCGACAUUUUUUAAUAGAUCUCAAAGUAUUCACAUUUAAUUUGAAAUAAACCAUAAAAGGGAAUAUAAAUGUUUAUGUAAUGUGUCCAUAAUGUAUAUUUUCAUUAUGAAAUAGUACAGAUUACAUGACUGUAAUAAUUAACAAAUAUUUAUAGUUUAUCUAAAGCUUCAUUCUUAAAAUUAGAAAUUUUCAUAAAUAGAGAUUGCAUUCGACAGUCUUAAUAUGAUAUUUAAAGCAAGAAAAUAUGAAUACAGAGAUUAUAGAGGGGAAAAAAAAAUAGAUAUACAUUCGAAUGCAUGAUUCAUAAAAUAUAAUGCCUUCUGUGCAAUUGUCGUAAAUAAAACAUACAAUGCUAAGGCUUAAUUAAUGUAACUAUUAAAAAUAAAUUGUGCCAAAUUAAUGCACAUUUUGUAUAAUACCA
Vespa velutina is the source of this 2697-nucleotide messenger RNA. It is a transcript of the gene Usp30, whose product is annotated as ubiquitin carboxyl-terminal hydrolase 30 homolog. The record is from RefSeq and is a predicted model, not a curated record. Lineage: Eukaryota; Metazoa; Arthropoda; Insecta; Hymenoptera; Vespidae. Gene Ontology annotation, biological process: protein deubiquitination. The transcript is spliced from 6 exons. Gene Ontology annotation, cellular component: cytosol; nucleus. Gene Ontology annotation, molecular function: cysteine-type endopeptidase activity; cysteine-type deubiquitinase activity. Bases 638 to 2065 code for a protein of 475 amino acids.